Messenger RNA from Schistosoma rodhaini, 2700 nucleotides. NCBI's taxonomy places the organism in Eukaryota, Metazoa, Platyhelminthes, Trematoda, Strigeidida, Schistosomatidae. The record is from the annotation of a GenBank genome assembly.
AUGAUGGCGGAGAGUUCGUCUUGGAGUUUUGAUGAAGCCGAUUUGUCUGCGUGUUUCGAUGACACGAUGAAUGGCAUCGGCGUAGGCGUCCGAUCAAUGUUUAACAUGCGUGAUGCUCUAUCAGCUCUACCACUCUGUAAUGAUGAAAGUAAGCUUUCUGAUGAUUCAAACCAUGAAAGCUUAUCAAAUUUCUCUAUGUUGUCCAGUAAUUCGGCACAGACUGUUGCUAAUACUUUUGUCUCGAUGGUUGAUACAAACUCUCAUUUGUUUGAUAACAUUUUGAAAGCUCCAACGUCGUCGGCUACACGAUUAGGUGAAGCGUCUUUAACUUACCUGAAUCAAGGACAAACGUAUGAGCUUAAGUUAAACUCGAAAACACCGGAGAUAAAAUUUAUCAAGACAUGGAUUCGAGUUACUUUCUAUGACAAACAGAUGGAAUUAAAUGAACACGAGCAUUGGGAUAACUGGCAUCAAACACACCCUGGUGAAAACCGCAUAGACGUAGAUUAUAAAAGAUCAAAUGAUUAUGAAGAAUUAGAUAGUGAAAAUACUCCAUCAGAUGAUAUAUUAUGUAUAUGGAAAUAUCCGAAAUGUACCAUUGGUUUACGAUUUAAUUGUGUCAGUACUGAGUUUACUGCUAAGAAACACGGUGGUGAAAAAGGAAUUCCUUUUCGAUUUCGGGUAGAACAUUUUGAAUAUGAUACUAACCAACAUUUGGGCUCAUUCGCUUGUCAAAUUAAAGUAUUUAAAAUGAAAGGAGCUGAUCGUAAGCAUAAAACAGAUCGAGAAAGAAUAGAACGUAAAUCUGGUGAUGAUCAGGCUAUUUAUAAACCAUCAGUUCCUGUGACUAAAUUGUCAUAUUUACCUAGCAAGCAAGUUAAAUUAUUUCAUAAUCACCAUCAUAACCAUGGUCAUUAUCAAUCGAUAACGGAUAAGCAGCCGGCGAUCGGCGAUACUUUUGCAGAGCAAUCGAUAAAAGUGACAAAUACACAAAUUCUUACCACUUCUGCUACAACAGCCGCGUCGGUUUGCAAUAAUUCAUGCCAGCAAUUUAAAGUAGAUAUGGGCAGUUUGGAUUUACAGAAUUUGGCACGAGUCGAGAAGGCGGUGAUGAAGGAUAACUUUACACUAGAUGAUUUAAAUGAUACAAGUAACAACUUUGCAAUACCUAACCCAAUCGUAUCACCUAGUGCUUCCAAUCGGUCAUUUUCGGAAUUUGUUAUACCUACUUACCCAAUUCAUCGUUCAGCGUAUUCAGCGUUAAGAAAUGUAUCCCCCGGUAUAUCACCUUCUCCAUCUUCUAAUAGGCGUUUUAAUUGUGCAAUACAACCAUGUCUUCAACGACGUAGACGUCUUCGAGUAGGAGACUGUUGUGCUGGAACUUGUUCAUCAUGUGGACGCAGUUGUCGAAGUGCUUCCCGAUGGAUACGAAGUAAUAAAAAUAGAAUGAUGUGCACAAACUGGGACAAUUCAACAAAUCGUGCCAAACAAGCUUCACUGAUUUCAGAGAGAAGGCGAGCUGCACAUAGUUAUGAAAACGGUUCCCAUUUGAUUGAAUUCCCAAAGUCCAAAUCGAUUCAAAUGAAUGUUCCUUCUCACCAGUCAAAUUCCAUAAAUAAUAAUCAUCAUACAGGAAUAUAUGAGUUGAGUACAUCAGGUGAAUCGUCUAGUCUAGGAAAUAAUGAUGAAUUAAAUAAAUAUACUAUAUUAGAUAAAUAUGAUGGUCAGAAAUCCAAACCAUCAUCUAUCACCCUACCUGAUUAUCCUCUUAAUUCAGUAGUAAUAGUACAAUCGGAUGAAGAUCCUUUAUUAAGCAUGUCCAGUGCAACUCCAGCAAGUCGUGAUAUGGGUUAUUGUAGUGAUCUGUUAGUAUCGUCACCUUCCAGACCUACUGUCGAAGACAGAGUCUUCGAACAAAUUGAAUAUUGUACAGAGAACAAUAAUAAUGAUAAUGAUAAUGUUCAUAAUAAUAAUAAUGACGAUUAUGCAGAAUUGUUGAAAUUUGAAGAUUUAUGUAUGGAUAAAUUAAACCAUGUAGUUCAUCAAGCUACAUCAUGUGAUUCAAUAGUUUCUUUGUCGAAUAAACCAAAAGUUGAAAUCCCUUCUUUAUCAUCAUCAUCAUUGUCGUCAACAUCAUCAUCAACUUCUGUCUGUCCAUCGUCUAUAAAUACUUCUGUUGCUACUGUUAAACCCACUACUAUUACUACCUCGAAUAUAUCAUCUGUAGUACAUUGUGAAAUGACAGCAUCACAGGUUGCAGAUUGGCUUUGUCAAUCAAAUUUUGAAAAUCUUCUUGAAACGUUUAAGAAUUUCACAGGUUGUGAUAUACUUCGCCUAGCUAAAGAAGAUUUAUUGUCUAUUUGUGGAUCAUCAGAAGGUUUACGAUUAUAUAACUCACUUUAUAACAAACCUACAGUGCCAAGAUGUACAUUGUACGUUUGCUUGAAAGGAGAAACAAUCUAUCAUGCAAUUAUGCUGUAUGAAAUGAAUGUUCAUGAAUUACGUAAUCGAAUGGCUUUUAUAUUAUCUUGUCGUCAAGAAUGCAUCAAAAUUAUAUGCCUUGUCACAGAAAAUGAUAUUCCUGUCCUAUUAACCGAUGAGCUCAUUGUUCAAUUAAAGGAUAAAAGUACACAUCAAAUUACAUUGAAUAAAAUUUGUUGUAAUAAAAUUAAUUUAUUUUUAAAACCUACACAACAUUAA